AUGCCCGAAUUAGAGGAAUCCUAUGCUUCCUUCAUCCAUUCAGAAACAACAGAGUUAGUAUCGGGACUUUACACAAUCACCAACACACCAUGGAUUGCCCAAAACACUCGGUCUGAUCCCAUAGACUCUUCAAAAAUUGAUUACAAUGAUCUAACCAGCGUUACCAUUGGACCUCCCUCCAGUCCCAUCCGUGUCACCUGGCCCCUUGCAGUUUUCUGUAUGAACUCACUAUUUUUCCGCAGCAUAUUCAUGCCAGAAAUACCUACAGUACCAGAUACCACACCUUCUUACAUUCGUGCUCUCCGUCUGGAACACCAACGCACGAAUAACAUUCCAUUUCCAUGCACCACACCGGCCGAAAUCGACGCUUUUUCCAUUUUCAUAUCAUGGAAUACAACCAACGAAUUAAAAUCUUCAACAAAAUUUGUUGGGAUCACCAGUGUUAAUAUUUGCGAGCGCAUUCGGCAGUACAGUAAGCUUUGGGAUCAGAUGAUAGAAUGCUACAAGCUCUCUCAAUCCCUGAUCGCGCCCAAAUUUGCCAAUAAAAUUAUCGACACAAUGAUCUGCGCUCUGAGAGAAGAAUGUGGAUGGCAAACCCAUCGAAGACAACUAAAAGACGAGGAAGAUGAGAACAUUCUCGCGACUCCUGGAACCGCAGAAUAUGACGCAUUAAUCGAUCGCCUAUCCGAACUCACAACCGAAGGAAACGAUAACAUAUUCAACCAAAUACAAUCUUCCACCACCCCGCAAAUAGUAGAGCAAAACAACACUCCGAAUCGAAAGACCAAACUCCUCCCUCCGGAUGCGAGAACAAUUCUCGGUGGAUCGCCUACGCAAAUCUCCCAUCUGUAUGCAUCCACAAACCCCGGUUCGCAACUGCGAAAAAUGCUCGUUCAGAUGAUCAUCAACUAUUCUGUCCGCUACCCCAAAUACUAUGCUCAACCUGCCAGCUUUAGCACUUUAAUCACCGGCGCGGAGACCAGUACGCAGGGGGUUCUUUCGGUCCCGAUGGAAUUCAUGAUUGAUUUAUUGGGUGCUUAUGCAAAACUGGGAAAAGAGGCUAGAGAUAGAGGAUGGAGAGAGAGUACUAAGGCAUGUUUACAUCAUGAGCAUAAGGAUCGUGUCGAGGAGAUGAACUGUCAGGUGCAGAGUGCGAGAGAAAGGAAGAAUGCGGAGGGAGGUGGGGAUGUGACGAUUUCUUCAGCAGUGGGAUAUCCGAUGGGUUGA
Botrytis byssoidea is the source of this 1227-nucleotide messenger RNA. RefSeq lists its product as uncharacterized. NCBI's taxonomy places the organism in Eukaryota, Fungi, Ascomycota, Leotiomycetes, Helotiales, Sclerotiniaceae. The coding region runs from base 1 to 1227 and encodes 408 amino acids. The transcript is spliced from 2 exons. The record is from RefSeq and is a predicted model, not a curated record.